Daphnia pulicaria is the source of this 464-nucleotide messenger RNA. It is a transcript of the gene Sbat, whose product is annotated as N-alpha-acetyltransferase 38, NatC auxiliary subunit-like. Bases 3 to 377 code for a protein of 124 amino acids. The transcript has 3 exons. NCBI's taxonomy places the organism in Eukaryota, Metazoa, Arthropoda, Branchiopoda, Diplostraca, Daphniidae. Gene Ontology annotation, cellular component: NatC complex. Gene Ontology annotation, molecular function: RNA binding. The record is from RefSeq and is a predicted model, not a curated record.
AAAUGCAUGGAAAUGGGGAAAAAAUGGACGGUCUGUCAAAGCUCGAAAACAUUGAAAUGGUUGAUAUUUCGAAGGAGUCAUCAAAAGAAAAGGAACUUACUAUGAAAGUUAAAUCUCCCGGAAGGCUGAAACUGGAAUCUUGGCUCAAUGCUGUUAUGAAAAUAGAGAUUGAAGACGGUCGCACCUUGAUUGGGCAGUUUUUGUGCACAGAUAGAGAUUGCAACAUAAUUCUUGGAUCCUGUUAUGAGUACCCUCCUCCAGAUGAUAAUGCUGCUGAAGAGCCACGUGUAUUAGGAUUGGCAAUGGUGCCAGGGAAGUAUAUUGUUUCAAUCUCAGUUGAUGAUCUGAUGGUACACAACUCUCCAUAUAUUACAUGACAUCAGCCAGGUUGUGUAUUGGCUUAAUGUAUCAUACAUGCUUAACACUAUUGGAGGAAUACAAAGUUGAUUUGUUUGUCAGUUCAA